AUGCUAUACCUCACAGAGAAUGGGUUCCAGGGCACCUCGGAAGGGGCGCUAGACCGACUGUUGGAUGUCGCACAUGAGCAUCUGCGCACACUGACCACCACCAUGCGCGUACUAGCCGACCAGACCUGCAGUACACGGCACGAUACCAGACACGCACCGGACGCCGAGUCGCUGGUAGUACGAACUCAGGCCAGGGCAGACACCCACACACCAUCCGUUUACACACACGGUUGGAGGGGGCCCAAUGGGAUGGCGCACGACCAACGACACACACGCGCUACUUCUGACGCGCAGGUGCGUGCGCUGAUUGGGGUACACACGCCCCAGUACACACACGGGACAGGCAUGCACCGACGUACGGGUGGGUAUAAGAACAAGGGCAGGGCUAAAGAAAGCACCACACAGCAUCGGACAAAAUGCCACAGAUCACCGCCCCGACAGCGGGCGCGGCUGGAUGGGCAGCUGAGAGAACUCAACGACCACCCGCGCAGACACUAUCCGCAACAAGGUCUUAGUACCAUUGCGCGGGAGGGUAUGGCCCGGGGUAGGCAUGGAUCCAGCAACGUACACACACACACACACACACACACACACACAUCCUCACAGCGACGUAAGGGUUCUGGCAGCAACGGGGUAGAGCCUGGGAGAAGUGUUACGCACGGAGAGGGGGCGGGGCAGGGUGGCGGGGACAAAAUAGGAUUGGGCCAAAGUGCAAAUGGAAAUGUUAGGAAAAACGGAAGGACGGAUGAGGCGCUGACGCCUCAGAAUCGGCGCGUGGACGAAGAAACACUCUAUUUUUUGCGACUGGCCCAUAAGGCCAUCCGAGUCUCCGGCAGCAGUUUCGCACAGAUUCUUCAGUACCACUACAAGCACAUUGAACAGAGAGACACUCUCAAGUUCUUGUCCGACAACCACACACUGAAUCUCGGACUGUCGUCGAUGGAUACGAACCUGCACAUAUCGGACGGUUUCGAGCUCAUGGGCGGUCAUAUGCACCUGGAUCUGUCCAGUUUCAACCAAUUUGAACCGAUGACAAUGUCUAUGUCCUUGGCGUCCGGUGGUCUAUCUCCGAUGGGCACCGAUUUCUCGAGGAUGUCUAGUAUGCCGUUCGGGCCGAUGCAGAACGCAGACGACCUUAUGGCUGACU
Sphaeroforma arctica JP610 is the source of this 1147-nucleotide messenger RNA. RefSeq lists its product as hypothetical. The transcript is spliced from 4 exons. The record is from RefSeq and is a predicted model, not a curated record. The annotation marks the transcript as partial. NCBI's taxonomy places the organism in Eukaryota, Ichthyosporea, Ichthyophonida.